CUCCGCCCGAUUGCGUUGCGACGAGGUGACUUCCAUCCAGUCACAACGCUGACCGUCUGUUACGUUAGUCUAUCAAGUCUCGUUGCGCAGACAAGCACAGUCGCAGUCCGGCCACAAUAAAGUGCACUAUGAUGCAUUAGUCCUGAUACAGAUUACUGUACUUAUUCUGCACAACCAAUAUACGAAUCCCUUGCGUUGGUUCAAGUGCUUCCAGUGAAAGUCAGCAUCCAUAAUCCGAAAGGCAACCAGUUGCAUCAAGAAAAUUUUUCCCGUCAGUUAAUGUUGCCUAUCCGAACAUCGCUUUUCUCCAGACUUUGGUGGCUAGUGUUACUGCAGCUUUUAUUUAUUCUGAGACAAAACGUUUUGUUGAAAGAAGAACAAACAACGGCUAACUAUUGCAUCACACGUCUUCGCUAAUCUCGUUUGCAAAGCUGUGAAUUGGAAUUAUUGGAUCAUUGCCAGCACAUUCUGCAGGUGCAUCAUUACGAUCGGUUGCGUGAUUCUCAGGAACGGGAAUAAUCUGAUUUCCUGAUAAGCAAAAAAUGUCACGCAACAGCAACGCGCGCACGUCAAGUUGGCUAGAUAAGGCGGCAGCCAAACCUGAACCUUUGGAGGACAUGGAUGCGCCGUUGGACUUCUCCAGCAAGAAGCGACGCUCACCCGACAUUGCCGAUGACACCGCCAGCGAGGGAGGCGCCAGCAGCACAUCGUCUUGUCACCGCGCCGAAUCACCACCGGCAUCCAUGGUAUCCGCCAGCGGCGCGAUGAACCCUUUGCUGCGUUUCAACGGGAUGGGCAACUACUUCGCCAACGUCAGCAGCCAUGGUAUGCCUAACUUUCCCUUUGCCCAAAACCUAACGGAACCGCGCGCCAAGGGCGGUAAUAAACCGGUGCGCCCGUUCAAAGCCUACCCGCGCGAUCCUCUGUCGCUGCCCCUUGGAUUGUACGGUCUGCCGAUGAAUCUCGGUCUGACGCCGGCCGGCAUGCUGGAAUCCCUCUCACCGGAUCUUUUUAACGGGUCAAAAGAUAUGUUCGCCCAGUAUAAAAUUGGACCAGGAGCACAGAAAAAAUCCCCACCGAGCGAUCCGCACGCCGCUACGACCCCACCCACCACAAAAUCGCGAAAGGUCAAACACACGGAUACACUCGUGACGUCAUCGGUGAAGGUAUCCAAGAACGACAAUCAUCCUUCGCCCUCUUCCAUGGUCUCCGGAUCGCCUAACGCCACCGUAGACUCCACAGCGUCCACUACCGCCUCGUCGCCCUUGCGCAACGGGAAGGAGGACAGUGAAGAGAAAACCCCGGAGCCGGGAUCGGAAGAAGAUGGAAAGGGCAAGAAACGAGCGCGCUCCGUGCCGGAUGAUAAUAAAGACGAUGCGUAUUGGGAGCGCCGACGGAAGAAUAACGAAGCGGCUAAAAGGUCACGGGAUGCCCGCCGGGCUAAGGAGGACAAUAUCGCACUGCGCGCGGCCUUUCUGGAGCAGGAAAAUAUGCGAUUGCGUAUGCAAGUCACGGCUAUGAAGAGCGAGAUUGAUAAGCUGCAUUGUAUGCUUGUCACUUAAUAACGCUUCCUUGUGUUUUAAUCCGUUUAUGCAGCUAACGCCUCAUGUAGCAGCGCAGAAUGCGUUAUGGUGGUUUAUUGGUUGCCUAUCCCAGUUCUACUCCAGAUACUAGAUUAGCCUGGCCGUUCAAUGGGUAGUAUUUGGAAAUUUUUAGAAAGUUUAGAUCGCUUACAUAAUGUUAUCACAUAUGCGUGGAGGUAUGAAUCUCGCGAUUUUUUGGCUCUUAUAAGUACUUUUAUUCUUAGCUCUCAAAGUGGCAUUCAUGACCUGAAUGAAUUGCUCA
This is a messenger RNA of Paramacrobiotus metropolitanus, 1845 nucleotides long. Its product is annotated as protein giant-like. The coding region runs from base 543 to 1562 and encodes 339 amino acids. The record is from RefSeq and is a predicted model, not a curated record. The transcript is spliced from 2 exons. Lineage: Eukaryota; Metazoa; Tardigrada; Eutardigrada; Parachela; Macrobiotidae. Gene Ontology annotation, molecular function: DNA-binding transcription factor activity, RNA polymerase II-specific; RNA polymerase II cis-regulatory region sequence-specific DNA binding. Gene Ontology annotation, cellular component: nucleus. Gene Ontology annotation, biological process: regulation of transcription by RNA polymerase II.